Dreissena polymorpha is the source of this 3282-nucleotide messenger RNA. RefSeq lists its product as uncharacterized. The transcript has a single exon. The coding region runs from base 1 to 3282 and encodes 1093 amino acids. The record is from RefSeq and is a predicted model, not a curated record. Lineage: Eukaryota; Metazoa; Mollusca; Bivalvia; Myida; Dreissenidae.
AUGUGUGGGCAGACAGCACGACAGCAGCAGCGCACAGAUGUAAUGUCUGGUGAGACGGUGGAGGAUCCUAGUCAGGAACAAACCCACAGUACUGGGGACCUCUUAGCGGCUGACAUGCUGGAUACAAACACAUUGCGAUCGGGAACGGAUGCUCAAGAAGUCUUCGAUGAUGAAGACCCACUACUGGCGUUACUGAGAACACAGAGUGACCCAGAGGCAAACACCGACUUACCACACUCCACAACAGCUCACAAGGGUGAUGAAUCUCCGAGGAAGCCAAGAAUAUCCUGGCCGAAAACGUCAGACAAGAAAGCAUGGAAAGACCUGGAUGAUGACCUUCAUGCAAUACUGGAGACAGCACUCCAAGGAGCAGUUGAGAGAAAGCUGGUUGCUUUAACCAACCUUGUCUACACAGUUGGGAAAGAAAGAUUCGGUCUGACUAUCCAGAAAACCACCAAGAAACCUGUACAGAUGAAUAGAAGGCAGCGACAGAUAAAGGGCAUCAGGAGUGAACUGAAGGUUUUGCGAAGGAGAUAUAGGCAUGCCAGGGAAGAAAAAAAGCCAGGGCUGAAGCAGUUAAGAGACAGCCAGAGGGAACAACUUUUAAACCUAUGCAAGGCAGAACAACUUCGUGAGAAAAGAAGGAAAAAGGCCAAACGCCGUGCUGAGUUCAUUGCAAAUCCAUUCAAGUUCUCUAAAAACCUGCUAGACAAAGAGAAAUCGGGCAAGCUAGAGAGCAGCAUGGAAGAAAUUACACAGUUCCUAACUGAAACGCACUCUGAUGAUAUCCGAGACGUACCGUUAGGCAACUGCCAGAGAAUGGAACCAGUACCAGAACCCACAACACCUCUUGACACCAAGGAACCUACACUGAAAGAGGUUUCAGAAGUAGUUCAAAAGGCAAGAGCAGGGUCGGCCCCAGGACCAAAUGGUAUCCCUUACAAGGUGUAUAAGAUGUGCCCUAAACUUCUUCGACGCUUAUGGAAUCUUCUGAAAGUGGUUUGGAGGAAAGGUAAAGUUCCAGAUUGUUGGCAACAGGCAGAAGGAAUAUUUACACCAAAGGUAAAGGAUUCGAAGACCGUCACCCAAUUCAGAACCAUUUCCUUACUGAACGUUGAGGGGAAAAUCUUCUUUGCUGUGCUGGCCAAGAGAAUGACGCAGUAUCUGACAUCAAACCAAUACAUUGAUACCUCAGUGCAAAAGGGAGGCGUCCCAGGGUUCUCUGGAUGUGUGGAACAUACAAGCGCCCUCAGUCAGAUCAUCAGGGAAGCAAAGGUUAACCAAAAAGACCUCACUGUUGUCUGGCUUGACCUUGCCAAUGCGUAUGGCUCCAUACCACACAAGCUAAUUGAGAUCGCACUGAAGCACUACCACAUCCCAGACCAUGUGCAACAGAUUAUCAAUGGGUACUUCAGUAACAUACAACUAAGGUUUGCUGUAGGAGAACAGUCAACACCUUGGAUAAGGCUCGAGAAAGGAAUAGUAACAGGCUGCACUAUUUCAGUCGUGUUAUUCGUGAUGGGAAUGAACUUAAUUAUCAACGCCGCAAAGAGGGAAACCAGAGGACCAAAGACAACCUCCGGGAUAUACCUCCCAUCCAAUAGAGGUUUUAUGGAUGACCUCACGGUAACUACAACGACACACGUGCAGGCUCGUUGGGUUCUUAGAGCAUUGGAUGAGACAGUGACUUGGGCAAGAAUGAAGUUCAAACCAAAGAAAUCGAGGAGCUUGGUAAUCAAGAAGGGAAAGGUUACUCAAAGGUUCACCCUCCAGGUACAGAGCGAAGACAUACCAUCCAUAGUAGACAAUCCUAUCAAAUGCCUAGGAAAAUGGUACGAUGCCAGCCUUAAUGAGACAAGCAGCACAAACCGCACCAAGAACCAACUCCAAGAAGGUCUGAAACAGAUAGACCAGACAUCACUUCCUGGGAAAUUCAAGUCAUGGUUAUACCAACAUGGAUUGUUACCAAGACUCAUGUGGCCUCUAAUGCUGUACGAGAUAGCAGUUUCUACUGUGGAAGGCUUUGAAAGAACCAUCAACAGAUACCUCCGUAGAUGGCUAGGGGUCCCACCAAGUUUCACCAGCAUCGGACUAUAUGGGAGGACCAACCAGCUCCAACUCCCAAUAUCAUCAGUUGUUGAGGUGUACAAAGUUGCCAAGGCCAGGAUGGUGGUGACACUGAAAGAAUCUUCUGAUGACCUGAUCAGGAUGGCAGGCAUAGAGACUAGAACCGGAAGGAAGUGGUCGGCAAGCCAGGCGGUGUCCCAAGCUGAAAGUAUACUGAGACACAAAGACAUCGUCGGAACUACUACGGAGGGCAGACAAGGGCUUGGCAUGAUAAAACCACAGCGAUGGAGUACGGCAGAUAAAAGGGAGAGGAGUCAGAUGGUGCAGAAGGAAAUCAGGGCGAGCGAAGAGGAGAGCAGAAGAGCCCGUUCAGUUGAAAUGGGUGGACAAUGUGCCUGGAACAAAUGGACAACAACAGAGAGGAAGUUUACGUGGGCAGACAUAUGGCAGUAUGAGCCGCUAAGACUCAAAUUCCUGUUAAGGUCAGUUUACGACCUGCUGCCAUCCCCAACCAAUCUCCACAGAUGGGGUCUAGUGGAAGACCCAAGUUGCAGUCUUUGUAACAAGCCAGGCACCAUGGAACACAUCCUGUCAUCAUGUCAGACUUCGCUGACACAGGGCCGCUACAGAUGGAGACAUGAUGCUGUCCUUAGGGAGCUAGCAGAUGUACUUGAGCGCGAGAGAAGGAAGAAAAGAACAGCAAAGAAAACAGCAUCUACAAAGAUCAACUUUGUCAAGGCAGGGGAAACAACCACAAAGCAAGCUCCUAGAAACACGUCGAUCUUAGAUGAAUCAGACCAAUGGGAGAUGAAAGUCGACUUAGGGAAGAAGUUGGUCUUUCCCGAGAUUGUCCAAACUACACUGAGGCCUGACAUAGUGAUAUGGUCCACCAAACACAAGAAGCUGGUGACCAUUGAACUCACCGUCCCAUGGGAAUCAAGGUGCGACAUGGCAUAUGAGCGGAAGAAAGCCAAAUACACUGAUCUCUUAGACCAGUGCAGUUCCCGCGGUUGGAAAACAUGGCUGUUCCCGAUCGAAAUUGGCGCCAGAGGCUUUCCCGCACAAUCACUGUGGAGGAUGCUAAGUGCCCUAGGAAUCAGGGGAGGAGAGAGAAAGAGGGCUGUUGGGAGACAAGGUCAAGCAGCAGAGAGAGCGUCCAGUUGGCUAUGGAUUAAGAGGGAGGAGAAGAGCUGGCAGCUAACCACUGACCCGUAG